AUGAUUAACGUUUCUCUCAAGCGGUCACUCUUGAUUUUCAUUUCGGUCAUCACAUCUAAUAUUGGAUCAGAAGCAAGAGAGCUAACCGGAGCUGGUAAGAAACUCGAAGUUGCCACCAGAAGUUCAAAUUACGCAGGCACUGCAAGGACCUUGUUGCAAGCCCGACCUUGCCAAAGGGAUGUUGAUUGUAACUUUCAAUGUCCUAGAAUCCAAGGAGGACAAUGCAAUAAUCACCAUGGCACAUGUGAUUGUUUCUAA
This is a messenger RNA of Arabidopsis thaliana (thale cress), 258 nucleotides long. RefSeq names its product defensin-like protein. The record is from RefSeq and is marked reviewed. The transcript has 2 exons. Gene Ontology annotation, cellular component: extracellular region. Lineage: Eukaryota; Viridiplantae; Streptophyta; Magnoliopsida; Brassicales; Brassicaceae. The coding region runs from base 1 to 258 and encodes 85 amino acids.